AGAGGAGGAGGAAGUCCCUCUAUCCCUCUGUCCACUCCAACCAUCUGACUCUCCAUCCAGCAGCGUCUUUGUGUCCCAGUGACUGAUUUUAGAUUUUGAUCCUUGAGGAUUUGUGAUGUCAGGAGCAAAAUGUGAACUUCAGGAAGACAUCUAUUGGCUGUGUGUGUGUGUGUGUGUGUGUGUUUGUGUUAGUUCUGCUUUGGGAAACACCAAACAAGGAUUGAGCUUGUGAAGUCUUCCAGGACAUCCCAAUUCUCCUGGUGAUCUAAGAGAGGCAGCACGGAGGGGAGAAGUGGACGAUGGAAGGAGCAGAGCUGGGAUCAAGAGGUGAAGAGAGGGAGGUGUAGGAAUAUGGCAGGACUCUGUUUUGACUCCUGGUGCGUAGAGGUGACCUUUGAUUUUGAAGAGAAACACUUUCUAGACUCGUUUGUUGGCCAGAACAACCUGCUCAGCUGACAUCGACUCAUCUGGCGCUUCUUAUUCAGUCUAUUUGACGACAUGACACAUGUGCAACAACCACUGGACUAAUGCAAAUGGCAGCAGCUGCAGGGAUGAAGUGCUGGAAUGCUGGGAAUGCCACUAAAUGGGAUAAAAGUUGGCCACAGAGAGGGAGGCUGAUGAUGCUGAUGUGGAUUAUCCUCUCCGGCUCGCUGUGCCUGACGGUCGACGGUCAGAUGAAGAUCCCACCAGAGACGGUGCAGCAGUGGGCAGUGUCCUUUGGCAAAGAGAUCGCUGCUCUGUCUGCCAGAUACUCUGGAGCUAAACUGCUACAGAAGAAAUACAAGGAUAUCGAGGGUGUGGUGAAGCUGGAGGAAGUGGAUGGAGAGGAGCUUGUGAAAAAGUUUGCAGAGGAGAUGGAGGAGAUGCUUGGCAGGAAGAUGAAAUCCGUGAAGAGGUUAGCAGAGGCAGCGGAGGAUGCAGAUUUGUACCACGAUUACAAUGAGACACUGGAGUUUGAUUAUUAUAACUCCAUGCUUAUCAACUCGUUGGAUGAGGAUGGGAACUCUGUGCCGCUGGGAGGAGAAUUCCCUCUGGAGGCAAAUGAGCACUUCAAUUCACUUCGAGUCAACACGCAACUGAGCAACAUACAAGUCCCCACUAAUGUCUACAACAGAGAUCCAGACAUUAUCAAUGGAGUGUACAUGUCUGAAGCUCUGAAUGACGUCUUCAUCGAUAACUUCCAGAAAGAUCCGACGCUCACGUGGCAGUACUUUGGCAGCUCCACAGGCUUCUUCAGGCUGUACCCAGGGAUCCAGUGGACUCCGGAUGAAAAUGGUGUGGUCACUUUUGAUUGCAGAAACAGAAAUUGGUAUAUCCAGGCAGCCACAUCUCCUAAAGAUGUGGUGAUUGUGGUGGACGUCAGUGGCAGCAUGAAAGGACUCAGAAUGACCAUAGCCAAACACACCAUCAAUACGAUCCUGGAUACACUGGGAGAAAAUGACUUUGUCAACAUUAUAGCUUACAGUGACUAUGUUCGCUAUGUUGAACCCUGCUUCAAGGGCACACUGGUUCAAGCUGAUUUGGAUAACAGAGAGCAUUUCAAGCUGCUAGUUGAAGAACUCCAUGUCAAAGGAGAAGGCAAAGUGAAAAAUGCACUGAAGGAAUCUUUCAAGAUCCUGAAUGAGGCUGCUGCACUGGGCCAGGGCAGCCUGUGUAACCAGGCCAUCAUGCUGGUUACAGACGGCGCAAUGGAGGACUUCCAGGAUGUUUUUGAAGCGUUAAACUGGCCAGAACGAAGGGUCAGAGUGUUCACCUAUCUAAUUGGACGAGAGAUGACAUUUGCAGAAAAUGUUAAAUGGAUUGCCUGCAACAACAAAGGCUACUACACACACGUCUCCACGCUGGCCGAUGUGCAGGAAAAUGUUAUGGAGUACCUCCAUGUUCUAAGCAGACCUAUGGUCAUCAACCAUGAUCAUGACAUCAUAUGGACUGAGGCUUACAUGGACAGUGUGUUGCCAAACACAGAGAAGCUGUUCAACACUCAGGCCGAAAGCCUGCUCCUGAUGACCUCAGUGGCCAUGCCUGUCUUCAGCAAGAAGAAAGAGACUCUGUCUCAUGGUAUUCUGCUGGGAGUGGUGGGAACUGAUGUGGCCCUGAGAGAACUGAUGAGAUUAGCUCCAAGAUACAAGUUGGGCGCCCACGGUUAUGUGUACCUUAUCACCAACAAUGGCUACAUCCUGUCUCAUCCUGACCUGAGACCUCUGUAUAAGGAGGGGAAGAAGCUAAAGCCAAAACCCAACUAUAACAGUGUUGAUCUGUCUGAGGUGGAAUGGGAAGACACUGAGGAGAAACUGAGGACAGCCAUGGUUAAAGGAGAAACUGGAACUCUAUCUUUAGAUGUCAGAGCUACUGUGGAUAAAGGAACAAGAGCGAUGUUCCUGAAGAAUGAUUACUUCCACACUGUCAUCAACGAGACACCAUUUAGUCUGGGCAUAGUGUUAACUCAAGGAUAUGGACAAUAUAUCUUCAUAGGAAAUGUCUCUGUUGAAGAAGGUCUUCAUGAUUUAUUGACUCCUGAUCUGACCAUAGCCAAUGAAUGGACGUAUUGUGAGACAGACAUUGACCCAGCCCAUCGCAAGCUGAGCCAGCUCGAAGCUGUAGUGCAAUACCUCACUGGUAAAGAAUUAGAUCUUGAGUGUGAUAUGCAGUUGCUGCAACAAACUCUGUUUGAUGCUGUGGUCACAGCUCCAAUGGAAGCUUACUGGACUGCCCUGAUGCUCAACACAUCUGGUAUGGACGACGGGGUUGAAACAGUGUUCUUGGGGACUCGUUCAGGCCUGAUGAGAUUGCAGCGGUACGCUGGUACUGAGAAAAGAGUUGCCAAGUCUUUCCUGACCUCCGCAGACAAGGAGAAUAUGUUCACCCUGGAUCAUUUCCCAGUAUGGUACCGCAGAGCAGCAGAGUACCCAGCUGGACAGUUUCUAUACUACAUGCCAAGACGAGAAACUAGAGUGGGGAGGAUUGUGAUCGCUACCACUGCUGUCACUGUGACGGUUGGCAAGAAAACCGCCAUAGCUGGAGCCAUUGGUGUCCAGAUGACUCUAGAAGUGUUGGAGUCAAGAUUCUGGGCCAUCACGACACAGCCAAAUGACACAGAUUGCUCCGACGUUGAAGGGAUCUGUCCUCUUCGCUGUGGCAGUGCUGAUAUUGAGUGCUUUGUGAUUGACAAUAAUGGCUUUGUCCUGAUUUCUAAACAACGGAACAACGCGGGGAGGUUCUUUGGAGAAAUUGAUGGAUCGGUGAUGACCACGCUGAUCAGAAUGGGCAUGUUCAAAAGGGUUUCCUUGUUCGACUACCAGGCCAUGUGCAAGAUGAACUCACACUCAGUCAGCAGUGCCCGUCCGCUCCUCAGUCCGUUCUAUGGUUUGGCUUCAGCCCUCAAGUGGUUCCUCUCCAACUUCCUACUGUUUCUCCUGGAGUUUAAUAUCUGUGGCUUCUGGCACACAGAGCAUUUUGCUGAUGCAAAGCCGUCUUUCAGCGUGUCCUCAGCUCAUAAGAAAAAGGGGGACAUCUUACAGCCGUGUGACACCGAGUACCCCAGCUUCGUUCAUGAGCCGUCAGUCAAAGAGACCAACAGCAUUAUUAAGUGUGGACGAUGCCAGAAGAUGUUUGUGGUGCAACAGAUACCAGAGAGCAACCUACUCAUGCUGGUGGUUCAGGCAGACUGUGACUGUUCCAGACAGUACGGGCCGAUCACCAUGGAGCCCAAGGAAGUCAAAUAUAACGCAUCAGUAAAGUGUGACAGAAUGAGGUCGCAGAAGAUUCGCAGGCGACCUGAGUCCUGCCACGCCUACCACCCACAGGAGAACGCCUAUGACUGUGGACGGGCGUCUUUCAUAUCUCUCUCAGUCUCGCUCUUCUUUAUCAGUCUUUCCUUCUCAGCUAUUGUCUCUUGAUGCUGGACAUCUUCAUCCGUUGUCAUACAAAGAAGGAGAUUUUAAUAACUCAAGAAAUGUGCUUGGACCCGUGACACCUCAAGUGCAUCUUUUAAAUCUGUACCUAACUCUGGACAAGUUGCUCUUGGCGGCCACAUGUCUCGUCUGGUCUCUCCCAGUGGACAUUUGAGGAAAUUUAUGAGAAUUUGGAGCUAAUUCCCGGGAAACCCUUUUAUCUGAAACAAUCGGAAAACUGCAAAGCAAGCAAGUGGAUGGGCGUUUUUUCCAUUAGUUACUUUCUCACGUGCCACUUUGCAUCAAAAUGAAAGGGGCUGAAGAGAUGCAGGUGGUGACUAUGACGGGCUUUGAAAAAAAGAGGAUUAUGAGUCACAGCAGCAUAACAACAUCCCAGGGGGAAAAAUACAUCUCUCAUUUCCCACAUCACACUGACUUGUGUGUUGCAGAUACGCAUGCAUAUUAUAUAUGCAGCUGCAAGCAUGCGCACCUCCAGACUGCCCACAUCCAACAUUUAUCACCCCAACUGCUUUAUUUACUGAAUUUAUUUUUGUAAAUAAAAAUGUGUAUAAUAGAUACAGAGACAAGGGCUACAGAUAUAUGAGGAGAAAGCGAUGUUGUGGAACCACGUUUUCACAUGGUUGUUUACAAUUUUAAAGGAUAAGGUUUAUAGCUCAGUGCCUAGAAAGUGGUCACAUUGUGGAAAAAACAAGAUUAGAUUGAUACAAAAAUGUUCAUCAGCUCCUUGGGGAACUCACUCAUUUUCUUCUGCUUUGUCCUCCACAUGAGGGUUGCCAAUCCAAGCUGACAUA
Molecule: messenger RNA, 4702 nt
Organism: Solea senegalensis (Senegalese sole)
Lineage: Eukaryota; Metazoa; Chordata; Actinopteri; Pleuronectiformes; Soleidae
Gene: cacna2d4a
Product: calcium channel, voltage-dependent, alpha 2/delta subunit 4a
Exons: 41
Coding region: 528-3896 (1122 amino acids)
Cellular component (GO): voltage-gated calcium channel complex
Molecular function (GO): voltage-gated calcium channel activity
Source: RefSeq, a predicted model, not a curated record